CAACCCUGUACCUAGCCUUCUCCCUCAAAAAAAAAGACAAGAAAUUUUCCCCGCUUCAGACGCCUUUUACGAAUUAAUUCGUUUGGGUUUUGUUUCUCGUGACGGCUCGCUAAAUCCACCGACAUCCGUCCUAAUAUUGCAAUUCGUGUCUGUUUAAUAAGUUGAACAACUUUGCAAAGAAGUUUUGCGUAGUGUAAUUUAUUUUAGAAACCGACAAAAAAUGGCCGCACCGCCGACUAAGAUUUUCGUUGGACGUUUGCCUCUCGAUGCGAAGCAAGAAGAUCUACGCGCCCUUUUUGAGAAAUAUGGAGUCAUUACAGAGUGUGACGUCCUUAACCGUUUUGGAUUUGUACACAUGAAAUCCGAAGAGAUGGCUAAACGAGCCAUCGCCGCUUUACACAAUUCCGAAUUCAUGGGCUCCCGCAUUACUGUGGAGCCUUCGACUGGAAAGAAGGGAGCUGGUGGAGGUGGCAGGGGAGGACGUUCUCCAGGUGGUGGUCGUGGAGGUGGCCCAGUUGGUCGCAAUGGAGGAUUUGGUGCUGGUAGACCAUCACCCUAUGAUCGCCCAAGAGGUCUUGGAGAUCGCUAUGGCCCUCCAGGUGGUCUACCUCCUUCAAAUGGUGGAGGUUAUUAUGAAGAUUUCGACAUGUAUGGACGACGAGGACCCGCUCCGGUUUCCCGGGAUCCCUACGGUCCACCAUCAUAUGAACGACGUGGCUACGAGCCAGGUUACGGAGACCGCUACGGAGGUGGCGAUCGGGAUCGGCGUCCUAUGCCCCCAAUGGGCGGUUCACCUUACGAUAGGCGCCCACCACCAUCAGCCGAUUACCCACCAUCCCGAGCCGGACCUGAAUACCGUAGGAGGACGCCACCUCCUGGCCCCAUGGGCGACACCUAUGGUCGAUUUGAUCGUGACGUGUACGAAGCUGUGCCAUCUGAUCCUUACGGCUCUAGACGCUAUCCGGGCGCCGCCCCACUCGGAGACCGAGACCUGCCUCCCCGUCGUUAUUAAAACAAAAAAAUAAAAAAACGAAUGAGAGCUCGAAGUAUGCGCAGCGUCGUCCUUGUGGGAAGUAAGAAAGGAGCGAUUUAAGACAACCGGGAAAAAGUAAAAAAAAAAAAAAACCUCACCGAUUUCGUGUUCUCAUAUCUCGUCCGCCGUCGUCCUCGUCGCGUUCUGAAUAAUAAUUUGAUAAACAAUAAUUAAAAAAAAGACGCAACUAAAAGUGAAAAAGGCGAUGACUUGUUCACUCAACCUCAACACACAAAAAACAUCCGGUCUCUUUUUAUAUAUCUCCACCUUCCUUGGCUUUUGCAGCGCGGCCGUUUGACAGACGAAUAUGCAUCGAGCGUCGCGCGAGUCUAAAGCGAAAAGAAGUUUCACACAUCGAGAGGAUUAAAAUUGUUCAUUUCAUUUUUUUUAAAAAUCUGUCAUGGUCAUCAAUCGAGUAGUGUUUAGUACUUGUCUUGUUUGUAAUCAAUUUUUUUCCUUCAUAUCCGUUCAACCUCGUCUCCUCAGUCGCUCUUCCGGAUGGAUCACAAAAAAAAUAAAUAAGUAGUUUACUUUACGUAAUUGGAAAAGCAGAAAUUCCAUUACCGGAAAGUUUUGACAUUAGAAAUCUUAAUUUGAAAAGCUGAUUCCUGUCCCUAUCACGAUUCUUGCCUCUCACCACCUCCCCUAGUUGACGUCGCCUGCAUUUUUUUUUUGAAAUUUGUCUCACUUCCUUUUUUUUUUUUCAGUUCUCAUAUGAUUUUAAAUUCUUUUUGGGAAUCGUUUUUCUCUUGCAAUUGAUUUUGCUCUCCCCUACAUCUCUCCCCCCGAUAGUACGGUGCGACUUGAUUCGAAAUAAUUUUGUAAGACCGUUGUUUCUUUUGGCUGAAAAGCGACACGUCAUGAAAAAAAAAAGAAUACACGACCAUUUGUGGAUGCUCAACCCAACAACAA
Daphnia carinata is the source of this 1945-nucleotide messenger RNA. RefSeq names its product RNA-binding protein 4.1-like. Gene Ontology annotation, cellular component: nuclear speck. Gene Ontology annotation, biological process: mRNA splicing, via spliceosome. The coding region runs from base 221 to 1012 and encodes 263 amino acids. Gene Ontology annotation, molecular function: mRNA binding. The transcript has 6 exons. Lineage: Eukaryota; Metazoa; Arthropoda; Branchiopoda; Diplostraca; Daphniidae. The record is from RefSeq and is a predicted model, not a curated record.